GUUAUGUUUAUAACAAAUCCACUAGAUUCCGCAUUGGCCAAAGCGGUGGUAGCCCCAAUGAAUGGGCCUACCACCAUAGAGGUUCAUCUUGCCGAGUCGAGCUAUCUGCCGGUCGGCGAAAAACCUCGUAAACCGACGCACUGUGUGCUGACGCCGAAAUUCGCGCACGAAGCAGAACGCAUCCACAAACUCACCGUGUACGAGGAUGACGUUUGGAUACUUAGCUUCCCGAAGUGCGGUACCACCUGGACGCAGGAGAUGGUGUGGUUGGUGAGCCACGAUCUCGAUUAUAAAACGGCCUCCGAAGUGAACCUUCUCGAUCGUUCCAUCUUUCUUGAGUUUUCCACAAUCGUUAUCAAUUUCCCGGGCGACACAAUCGAUGAGGUGGAUAAGGCAAGCCGACCGCGACACAUUCAGUGCCACUUGCCAAUGGCACUGCUUCCCAAGCAAAUAUGGACUGUGCGUCCAAAGCUUAUCUAUUGUGCACGCAAUCCCUACGACGCCACGGUGAGCUACUUCCACCAUCAUCGACACCUCCACGGAUACCAGGGCAGCAUGCAAGACUUCCUCGAAGGAAUGCUAAGCGAGCAGGUGCUGUUCAAUCCGCAGAUACCCCACACCCUGGACUAUUGGAACAUUCGACGCGAGAUGAAUAUACUUUUCAUUCACUUUGAAGAUAUGAAAACGAACAUGCCCGAAGUCCUCCGUAGAGUUUGCACGUACUUCAGCAAAUCCUACACCGAUCAGCAGCUUGAAGAGCUAGAAAACCAUCUAUCUUUUGAGGUCAUGAGAAACAAUAAAUCCGCCAACAACUCCUGUGUUCUGGAGCUGGUAGAAUCUCUAACCGGGAAGAAGGUCGAAGACUUCCAGUUCAUGCGAAAAGGACAAGUAGGAGCGCACCGGGAAGAGCUGCCAGCAGAAUUCAUCGCAAAACUAAACGAGUACACAGAGAAAUACCUUCGUGAAAGUGACUUUCGCUUCAAAGCGUAACAAUUCAUCGGAUUCACAUU
Molecule: messenger RNA, 1010 nt
Organism: Anopheles coustani
Lineage: Eukaryota; Metazoa; Arthropoda; Insecta; Diptera; Culicidae
Product: luciferin sulfotransferase-like
Exons: 5
Coding region: 4-990 (328 amino acids)
Biological process (GO): sulfation
Cellular component (GO): cytoplasm
Molecular function (GO): sulfotransferase activity
Source: RefSeq, a predicted model, not a curated record